This is a messenger RNA of Closterium sp. NIES-65, 933 nucleotides long. Lineage: Eukaryota; Viridiplantae; Streptophyta; Zygnematophyceae; Desmidiales; Closteriaceae. The record is from the annotation of a GenBank genome assembly.
AUGCUCAUCCCCUGCGGUGCCACCACGGCUGCUUGCGCUGCUGCUUCCGUGACCGCCACCUCCCUUGCCCCCACCUCCUCCUUUGCCGUUGUUCUUGCUUUGCUUGCAGGGCUGGGUAGCGUUGAGGGAGGAGGAGGAGGGUUGGGAGGAGGCGAGGUUGACAAUGGGAGUGCGGAGUUUGACUUCAGUAUCAAUGAUCCACUGUUCAACGGAGGCGAGAUCAGCCAUGGGAUUGGCUUCGGUAAAGGCGUGAAGGCGGGAUUCAUAGUCUGGGGUGAGGUUGAAAAGGAGGCGAUGGAUUUGGAGGGGUUCAGAGAGGCCGGCUUGGCGGGCUUUAAGGCGAUCAGCUACCUCUCUCAUGCGUCCGACAUAGUCAACCGCUCCGUCACAGGAGAGCGGCGCUGGUGGCAGCGGCUGGUGAGGCCGCGGCGGCGUUGGCGCGGAGGCGGCGUCGAGGCCGCGGAGGGGAGUGGCGCGAGCGGCAGCGGCUGCACUGGCGCGGAGGCGGCGUCGAGGCCGCAGAGGGGAGCAGCACAAGCGGCAGCCGCUAGUGAGGCCGCGGCUGUGUUGGCGCGGAGGCGGCGUCGAGGCCGCGGAGUGGCACGGGUGGCGGCGGCUGGCGAGGCCGCGGCGAGGCGGGCGCGGAGGCGGCGUUGGGGCCGCGGAGGGGAGCGGCGCGGGCGGCGGCGGCUGGCGAGGCCGCGGCUAGGCGGGCGCGGAGGCGGCGUCGGGGACGCGGAGGGGAGCGGCGCGGGCGGCAGGCGGCUGGCGAGGCCGCAACUGCGCUGGCGCGGAGGCGGCGUUGAGGUCGCGGAGUGGCGCGGGCGGUGGCGGCUGGCAAGGCCGCGGCGAGGUGGGCGCGGAGGAGGCGUCGAGGCUGCGGAGGGGAGCAGCGCGGGCGGCAGGCGGCUGGCGAGGUCGCGGCUGCGCUAA